Danaus plexippus (monarch butterfly) is the source of this 2467-nucleotide messenger RNA. It is a transcript of the gene Gpat4, whose product is annotated as glycerol-3-phosphate acyltransferase 3. NCBI's taxonomy places the organism in Eukaryota, Metazoa, Arthropoda, Insecta, Lepidoptera, Nymphalidae. The coding region runs from base 97 to 1764 and encodes 555 amino acids. The transcript has 11 exons. Gene Ontology annotation, cellular component: endoplasmic reticulum. The record is from RefSeq and is a predicted model, not a curated record. Gene Ontology annotation, biological process: triglyceride biosynthetic process. Gene Ontology annotation, molecular function: glycerol-3-phosphate O-acyltransferase activity.
UCACAGCCAUUUUGGUUCGAGUCAUUCAUCAAAUGUUAGUCAAGCCCUGUCCCUCGUUUCAUACAAUCAGUGCCCGCUGCUCCGUCAGUACUAAAUAUGGCAGUGAUGGCCUCGUUCGUGUCCGUGGCGGUGUCUAUCCUCUACACGCCGGUUCUGCUGUUGAUUCUCUGUGUGAUCUUCCUGGCUUCCAUCGGCAAAUCUCUCGGCGUGAGACGUCUUUACGUCAAUAUAUUGCUGAAAUUGUUCGAGUAUGGAAGACAGCACAUCGAGGUGGCGAAAAAGUUACAGAGGUCAGAUAGUUCUGAUGAGGAGGAUCAUCCAGGGGCCGGGGAUGAGAAACCGCCUUCCGCCCUCGUCAAGGAGAAUGGAGUCAACGGUACCAAGAUGAGUGUGAUAGAGAGGCAGGAGAUCCUAGGGCCCUCGCCGGAGCUGAACUACAAGAGGAGUCACAGCCAGGAGAGGAUUUCCAACGGAUAUAAGGUCCUUAAAGCGGAGAACGAGCUGGAGUUCCACGUGGACCACUGUAUGGACCUGAUGAAGGCGGGCGUGGAGGCCAUCAUCGAGGACCAGGUCACGUCCGUGUUCGAGGCCGAGGAGCUGCGCAGCUGGAACCUCCUCACCAGGACUAACAGACAGUACGAGUUCCUGACGUGGCGCCUCACCAUCAUCUGGGCGAUGGGCUUCGUGGUGAGGUACCUGUUCCUGCUGCCGCUCAGGAUACUCAUCUUCAUCAUCGGGGUUCUAGCGACCAUAGCCUCCAUGUCCGUCAUCGGAGCCCUGCCGCGGUGCCGGGCGCGGGCCGCCGUGGGCGCGGUCGCCUACAAGAUGGCGAUGAGGAGCCUCGUGCGCUGCGUGUCCUGCGUCACCAACUUCCACGACACCCGGCACCGGCCGCGCCACAACGGGUUCUGUGUGGCCAACCACACCAGCCCCAUCGACGUGGCCGUGCUCAGCGUCAACGACUGCUUCUCCCUGGUGUGGUGGCUGUUGGCGUGCACCGCCGCCGUGGGCUGUCUGCCGGACGGGCGGGUGAAGCAGCGCGUGAACAGUACGCUGUCCCUGAUGUGCUUCAACUUCCUGUCCCGCUGCAUCAGCGCCGUGGUGACCUACCACAGCCCGGAGCUGCGGCCUCGCUCCGGCAUCUGCGUGGCGAACCACACCAGCCCCAUCGACGUGCUGGUGCUCAUGUGUGACAGUCGCUACUCGCUGAUCGGUCAGCGGCACGACGGGUUCCUGGGGAUCCUGCAGCGAGCGCUGGCGCGGGCCUCGCCGCACAUAUGGUUCGAGAGGUCCGAGGUCAAGGACAGACACGCAGUCGCCAGGAGGCUGAAGGAGCACAUCUCUGUGCCGGACAACCCGCCCAUCCUGAUCUUCCCCGAGGGCACGUGCAUCAACAACACGUCCGUGAUGCAGUUCAAGAAGGGCAGCUUCGAGGUCGGCGGCACCAUCUACCCGGUGGCCAUCAAGUACGACCCCCGCUUCGGCGACGCGUUCUGGAACUCGUCCCGCUACGGCAUGCUUCACUACCUGCUGAACAUGAUGAGCUCGUGGGCGAUCGUGUGCGACGUGUGGUACCUGCCGCCCAUGACCAGGGCGGAGAACGAGACGGCCGUGGACUUCGCCAACAGGGUGAAGGGCGCCAUCGCCAGGCGGGGCGGACUCGUCGACCUGAUGUGGGACGGACAGCUGAAGAGGAUGAAGGCCAAGAAGGAGUGGCGCGAGCUGCAGCAGGAGGAGUUCAGCAGGCGGCUCAAGGGAGAGUGACUUGCAACGCCUGCAACACCAGAACCCGCCGGAGCCGCCGGGCGGGCCGGGCGGCGUCACGGAACCCUUCAUGUAAAUCACAAUAAACGAAUAAAUGUAUAAAUGGAUAAAUAAACAAAUAGUCAUGGCGCGGGCCGGCGCGGCUCCCGGGAGAGUCAGCGGCGCCGCUCGGCCCGCGCCAACAUACAUAAUAACUUAGUUCGAUGUAAGUAACGACCGCAUUUAGAGUGUUCGUGUCCCGGGUGUGGCCGCAGCCGUCGCCGGCGGGGGGGGGAGGCGGGAUGUUAGGAUGGCUCAAUUGUGAUGUGACUCUGUGGUGCGCGGUCGGGAGCGUGACGGACGCGACGCGACGCCGCCUGUACAUAGACCUCGUCGACUCUGCGUAUUUAUUUUAUUUAUUCAUCACAAUCGUCGGUCGUGUCGUGUCCGUGUCGCGGUCGUCAGCAUUAAAUGCGAGACGAUUUUAUAGAAAUGUUCGUAAAUUAAUAUCUCGUAGGAAGAUCGGCCUCUAGAAAUAAUAAUAAGGCUAAUACUUAGCUAGGCUCCUUACACACUCGGUGUGCGGCGCCGGUCCGAUGUACAAGGGCGGGCCCGCACUGGACUGUAUAAAUAUAAAGGUUUUAUGAAAGGACUCGCGUUUUGUUUGUGAGAUGUUUGUAAAGUUUCUAUUGUUUUGUACUGAUUAAAUGAAAUCACAUCUCUA